Molecule: messenger RNA, 1086 nt
Organism: Rotaria sordida
Lineage: Eukaryota; Metazoa; Rotifera; Eurotatoria; Philodinida; Philodinidae
Source: the annotation of a GenBank genome assembly
AUGACGUCUAAUCAGGGUGGCAGUAAGAAUCCACGAAAAUCGAACGAUGAGGACAUUCGACUUGAACAUACAUUAGAAGGAAGAGAAGAUCCAAUAUAUGAUGCUCCUAAAGAAUAUAACGGUAAACUUGUUAUAAAUGUUCCUGAACGUCGAUUUGGUCCUCCACCAAUUAAUCAACAAUCUUCAGAAUAUAAAAUUCAUCUUGAACAAAUGGAUUAUAUUAACAAACAUAGUGAAUUAAAACCAUGGUUAGAUUCAAUUCUUACACAUCGAUUGAUGGAAACUGUUCAUGGAGAUCAAGGACAUCCUCAACAACCAUAUCAAGAUAUAUAUUUAUUAACAUACGAUCAAGCACUUAUUCAUGGAUUUUUACUUUUACAUGAGAAUAGUCGACAGCAUUAUACAUAUUUAAUUUGUCAUGGAAUACGACAUCAAAUAGAAGAUCUAAGUUCAAUAGCUGAUCGAUUUUAUAAAGAUUUUGGUAAUGUUUUAAUAAUUGACUAUCGAGGAUUUGGAAAUUCACCCGGCAAACAAUCAGAACGUGGAGCUUAUAUUGAUGUUCAAACAGCUUUUGAUUAUCUUUUAACAUUAGAUGAAAUUGAUCCAAAACGAAUUAUUGUCUAUGGUGUAAGUAUGGGUGUUGCUUUAGUUAUACAAUUAGCAAGUGAAUCUCAUAAUUCAGAUAAUAUUCAUGCCUGUAUCUUAGAAAAUGGUUUUACAUCGUUUAAAGAUGCAGCAUCAGCUAAAUCAACUAUAGCAUGGUUAUUACCAUCAAAAUUAUUUUCUGUUGGAAUGAGAUCGAUUGAUAAAGUUCAUCAACUUCGUGUACCUGUUAUGUAUUUAAGUGGAUUAAAUGAUGAAAUGAUUAAUCCAAUACAUACAAAACAACUUUUUCAAGCAACAACAAAUUCCAAACAUGUACAAUUAGAGAUUUAUGAAGAUGCUGGACAUACAAAUGUUAAAGAAAUGCCUGAUUAUAUAAAUCGAUCAUAUGUACCAUUUAUGAAAGCAGUAUGGAAUGUACAAAAUCAAGAUGAAUCAAUUCCUCAACCACCUAUUCUUGUUGCUGAUCAUGAAAAAAAUUGA